Pistacia vera is the source of this 530-nucleotide messenger RNA. RefSeq names its product fatty-acid-binding protein 1-like. The coding region runs from base 86 to 313 and encodes 75 amino acids. Lineage: Eukaryota; Viridiplantae; Streptophyta; Magnoliopsida; Sapindales; Anacardiaceae. The transcript is spliced from 2 exons. The record is from RefSeq and is a predicted model, not a curated record. Gene Ontology annotation, molecular function: intramolecular lyase activity.
CAUGGCACUUCAAUUACACAUUUUUACUUAGCUAUUGCGAGAUCUUUACCUGAAAAUUUGAUUCUGCUGUGUUGAUGAUAGGGUGAUGGGUCAAGCAUCAGAUGACAUGAAGCUACCAUCUGGUUCUGUAAUUGAGAUUUCUCGUCUUCCAGGACACAUUCUUGAAACCAAAGUGAAGGGUGAGCUAAUAAGCAGGGUGGAGAGUGAACUUCUCUGCAGGGCGUACAUUAACAUGUACCUGGGAGACGAUCCAUUGGACAAAGAGGCCAAAGAGAAAUUUGGAACGUCCAUGCUUUCUCUCUUCGAAUCCUGAACUGAAACAGAUCCUGGAAUUGAAGGGAAUAAGAUCCAAAGUCUAUUGAAUAAAAUUCCUAAGUGUUGUCAAUUCUGAAUUUUCUGUUUUCGUGAUCGAAUAUCAUGCAUUUGUUGAAUGUAGAAAUCAUAUAACUCAGAGCUAAAAGAUUUCUUUCCGGAUACUCAUUCACUGGACAAUGUUUGCAUACAGAUAAAUGAGGGGAUUCCUCACCAUC